Owenia fusiformis is the source of this 829-nucleotide messenger RNA. The record is from the annotation of a GenBank genome assembly. Lineage: Eukaryota; Metazoa; Annelida; Polychaeta; Sabellida; Oweniidae.
GGUAUGUGGACUUUCCAGCUGUUACAGUAUGUAGAACGAAUGGUGCUCAUGGUUUUGCAAGAUUACAGGAUAUUAGUAAAAAGAAUGUUGCAGAUACUGUAAAAGAUAAAACUGAUUUAUGGGCUAUGCUUAAUCCUAACAUAAUGACGAGAAUGAUGGAUGAAACUGAUAACAUAAAAAAAUUAACUAGAGCUCAAGCCAUUUCUCAACAUAGCCCUAAAAUGGCUCAAUAUCUUGCACCCAAAUAUGAGACCUUCAUUGUGUCAUGUAGAUUCAAGGGAAAGAAAUGUAACAAAACAAAUUUCAUAAAAAGGAUGAAUGGGGAAUAUUUCAAGUGUUUCACAUUCAAUAAUUCUGCGACAAUUAAAAAUGUUGGGCCGAGAUGGGGACUUUCUCUCACAUUCUAUUUGGACAGAAUCUAUGGCAUUGAUUUAAACUAUGAUAUGGAUGCAAUGGACAUUACAGAAUAUGGUGUUAAAGUUUCAAUUCAUGAACCAAAUACUAUUCCAGACAUGGUAAAUAAUGCAAUUACAAUUUCUCCUGGAUAUAAUACCAAGAUGGCACUAAGACAGACUGUGUUUGGGAAAAUGGAACAUCCCUGGGGUCAAUGUGACAAGUUUAGGGUAAAACUUGUUGACAUCGCCUAUGAGGCCACAAACAUUGCUUACAACCAGGACACAUGUCUGAAGAUAUGCCAGCAGCGAUAUAUUCAAGGGAAAUGUGGCUGUCUGAACAUUAUGCGCCCAGUUCCAAAUGAUCUUCUAAAUGAAACAUAUUGUUCUGAUAUUAGCGAUAAUAAUGAAAGCACAAUAUUCUUAAAUGACUUAAA